AUGGGGGGUGGCUUCCGCGGAAGAUUCAGCAGUGGUCUUAGGGGCAGGGGCCGUGGUCAAGGCCAUGGCUAUGGUCGAGGCCGCGGGGCUCGUGGAGGUAAAGCUGAAGACAAUGUGUGGAUCCCUGUCACCAAGCCUGGUCGCCUGGUUAAGGACGUGAAGAUCAAGUCUUUGGAGGAGAUCUACCUGUUCUCCCUGCCCAUUAAAGAGUCUGAGAUCAUUGACUUUUUCCUGGGCACAUCCCUAAAGGAUGAGGUUCUGAAAAUAAUGCCAGUGCAGAAGCAGACUCGGGCUGGCCAGAGGACCAGGUUCAAGGCAAUCGUCGCUAUUGGGGACUACAAUGGUCAUGUUGGUCUUGGUGUUAAAUGCUCCAAGGAGGUCACCACUGCCAUCCAAGGGGCCAUCAUCUUGGCCAAGCUCUCCAUCGUCCCUGUGCGGAGAGGCUACUGGGGAAACAAGAUUGGCAAGCCCCACACGGUUCCGUGUAAGGUGACAGGCCGCUGUGGCUCUGUGCUGGUAUGUCUCAUCCCUGCCCCCAGAGGCACUGGCAUUGGCUCUGCUCCUGUGCCCAAGAAGCUCCUGAUGAUGGCAGGUAUAGAUGACUGCUACACGUCAGCCGGGGGCUGCACUGCCACCCUGGGCAACUUUGCCAAGGCCACCUUUGAUGCCAAGACCUACAGCUACCUGACCCCCAACCUCUGGAAAGAGACUGUGUUCACCAAGUCUCCUUAUCAGGAAUCCACUGAUCAUCUUGUGAAAACCCACACCAGAGUCUCUGUUCAGAGGACCCCGGGUCCAGCUGUGGCUACCACAUAG
Molecule: messenger RNA, 816 nt
Organism: Apodemus sylvaticus (European woodmouse)
Lineage: Eukaryota; Metazoa; Chordata; Mammalia; Rodentia; Muridae
Product: 40S ribosomal protein S2-like
Exons: 1
Coding region: 1-816 (271 amino acids)
Biological process (GO): translation
Cellular component (GO): ribosome; cytosolic small ribosomal subunit
Molecular function (GO): RNA binding; structural constituent of ribosome
Source: RefSeq, a predicted model, not a curated record